AGCAGGACUACUAUCCACGCUGACGUUUAGGUCCAUCCAUCCGGUGUCAUUGGCGAAUGACCGAAGAUGUCUCACAGCAGGUUGUUUGCCCGGUUGCUCUUGCAGCAGACUGGCGUGAGACACUGUUAUACUGGCAGCAGGAAGAACCUAUACAUCGACAAGAACACUAAGGUCAUUUGUCAAGGCUUCACAGGCAAACAGGGCACCUUUCACAGUCAACAGUCUCUGGACUAUGGCUCUCAGUUAGUAGGAGGGGUGUCCCCUGGCAAGGGGGGAAAAACACACCUGGGUCUGCCAGUCUUCAACUCUGUCAAGGAGGCUAAGGAUGGAACUGGAGCCGACGCCACUGUGAUCUAUGUGCCGCCUCCUUUCGCAGCGGCCGCCAUCGGCGAGGCAAUAGAUGCAGAGAUCCCACUGGUGGUCUGCAUCACAGAGGGAAUCCCUCAGCAGGACAUGGUGCGCGUCAAACAUAAGCUACUGCGCCAGGGCAAGACACGCCUUGUUGGCCCAAACUGUCCUGGUGUCAUCAAUCCUGGCGAAUGCAAAAUUGGAAUUAUGCCUGGACACAUCCACAAGAAAGGAAGAAUUGGUAUUGUAUCUAGAUCGGGAACCCUUACGUAUGAAGCAGUACAUCAAACCACACAAGUGGGUCUGGGACAGUCGCUGUGUAUUGGUAUCGGUGGAGACCCGUUCAAUGGCACUAACUUCAUUGACUGUCUGGAGGUUUUCCUGCAGGACCCCAAAACCGAGGGCAUCAUUCUAAUCGGAGAGAUCGGAGGAGAUGCAGAGGAGAAUGCGGCAAAGUACCUUCAACAGCACAACACCGGUGCCAAUGCUAAGCCUGUGGUGUCAUUCAUUGCUGGCCUGACGGCUCCUCCUGGAAGGAGAAUGGGGCACGCCGGCGCCAUCAUUGCCGGAGGCAAAGGGGGUGCCAAAGAGAAGAUCGCUGCCCUGCAGUCUGCAGGAGUCGUCGUCAGCAUGUCUCCGGCUCAGCUGGGCAGCACCAUGUUCAAGGAGUUUGAGAAGAGGAAGAUGUUGUAACUUGUUAGAGGGAGCUUGACACACGCUGGCCUCCCCGCCUAAGGACCUUCUUCCCAGCUGGAGACCAUCACCUUUCUCCGGGCUCGACAAUGCGCACACCUUCGUGUUUUCAGUUGAUUCUAUGAGUACAUGUUCCGUAUUUGCACCAGAGGAAAUAAAAUCAUUACAGAAUUGAUCACAGCCUGUGUAGGGCACAGGAACAUGUCCACUAGAUGCUUGUAAUCCUGCCACACUUGGAGAAAUGUAAACCAUGUGUCGCUUUUUUGUGAUAAACCUGACGCUGUUUGAAUUCCAUCUCUUAUGUUCUCUCUCUCUCUGAAACAGAAAAUAUAUCGUAUGAUCUGAUACAACCUUGUAGUACUUUAUUUAUCUGACUAUUUAGGUCGUAUGUGCUUUUUAAUUUCAGCAGUACAAUGCAUGUCUUCAGUGAGUAUGUGCUUGAAAGAUGCAUGUUAUCCUUUUGCCAGCUUUUUGCUGAGAGGUAAUGGGUGAUUUUUGAAUUGAAUCGCUGUGUGGCAAAAUGCCAUUCUCGGCUCGCAUUCACGUUGAGCACAGAAUUCAUUUUGCGACAACCAACGCGGUGACUGACCUUUCGGCUCUUUGAGUACAUUAAUGUUAUCUUUCUUCGGCUUUUGAAAGGAAAUAUGGUUUCCGCGAAAUUAUUUUCAGCAUCUGCUUUGUGCUGCUAGUGCAAUUAUAGAAUUGACGAGAAAUGCUGUGAUGGCAUCAUUGGGGAUGACCAACAGUACCUGACAGUUGUAAUAGAACCUGAUCCUUUUUCAUACAACAAGUCUCAUUCAAGCUCGACAAAUUUAGAGACCUAAAUGGACCAAAUGACUGAAAUUUACAUUGCGAGGAAAAGUGUAAAACCACAUGUCACCUGUCCCAGGCUUUUAGCAGGGGUUUUCAUUCGCUGACACGGGUUUAUUAAUUCUGACAUUCCUCGCUGGAAGGGAGAAUGUGUGGAGGAGGAUUUUUUUCCCCAUGAUUGCAUCUCUCCUGCCUAAUGACACGCAUUCACAUUUUACUCCAAUAAAGAAUGAAAAUGCAAAUGAGUUCUCGUGC
Molecule: messenger RNA, 2106 nt
Organism: Triplophysa rosa
Lineage: Eukaryota; Metazoa; Chordata; Actinopteri; Cypriniformes; Nemacheilidae
Gene: suclg1
Product: succinate-CoA ligase GDP/ADP-forming subunit alph
Exons: 9
Coding region: 67-1041 (324 amino acids)
Biological process (GO): tricarboxylic acid cycle
Cellular component (GO): succinate-CoA ligase complex (ADP-forming); mitochondrion
Molecular function (GO): succinate-CoA ligase (GDP-forming) activity; succinate-CoA ligase (ADP-forming) activity
Source: RefSeq, a predicted model, not a curated record